UACAAGGAGGCGGGGCACAAGAGCAAGGCAUUGUACUCGCUUCUGCCGGAGACCCUGGAGACGGCGCACGCCAAGGACGCCCGCGAGCUCGCCAGCGAGGUGAAGUACAAAGAGGACGGUAAGAAGGAAAUGAGCGUCAACUUGUACUCGCUGCUGCCCGAAACCAUGGAGACGCAACACGCUAAGGAGGCAUCGGCACUGCGGAGCGAGGUGAAGUACAAAGAAGGAGUUGAGCAGAAGAGCACUUUGUACCAUCAUCUCCCGGAGACCGCCGAGACCAAACUGGCGAAGGAGCUAUCCCAGCUGCAGAGCGAGGUGAAGUACAAAGAAGGAGGGAAGAAGGAGAUCAGCAAGAGUCUCUACUCCUCGCUGCCUGACACGUUGGACACGCAGCACGCUAAAGACGCCGCGCUCCUGCUGAGUCAGAAAAAGUACACCGAGAGCAGUAAGAAGGAGAUGUCCCACAGCCUGUUCUCCACCCUGAGUGACACAUCUGAAAUCACCCUGGCCAAAGAGAUGAAGGACAUCCUGAGCGAGAGGAAAUACAAAGAGAGCGGCAGGAAGCAGCUCGCUCAGAGCCUCUACUCCCGACUGGCGGAUACGGCAGAGACGCGCUUUGCCAAGAGCGUUUCUGAGCUGCAGAGCGAGUUGAAAUACAAGAAGGGACAGAAAGACGUGUCCAAGUCCCUUUACUCCACGCUGCCGGCCACUUUGGAGACGCAGCACGCCAAAGAGGCGGCGGACCUGCAGAAUGAACGCAAGUACUCUCAGAAGAAGGAGCUGAAGUCAACGCUGUUCCACCUGCUGCCUGACACCUUGGACACGGCCCACGCCAGAGACGUCUCUGAGCUUCUCAGUCAGGUGAAGUACCAGGAGGACGGCAGGAAGGAGAUGAAUGUCAGCUUGUACUCGCUGCUGCCACAAACCAUCCACACGCAACACGCUAAAGAACUUACCAGUCUGCAGAGUGAGGUGAAGUACAAGGAAGGUGUGAAGGAGAAAAUGCAGAACAGUUUGUACCAUCAGCUCCCACAAACCCUUGAGACCCAGCAGGCCAAGCAGAUGUCAGAGCUGCAGAGCGAGAGCAAGUACAAGUCUGCAGGUCAGAAGGAGCUCCGCAGCUCUCUGUACGCCGCCCUCCCUGUCACCAUGGAGACGCAGCGCGCCAAAGACGCCGCCGAGAAGCUCAGCGAGGUCAAGUACAAGGAGAGCGGGAGGAAGGAGAUGUCCGCCUCGCUUUACGCCACUUUGCCCGACACCUGCCAGACCAGCUUCAGCAGGGAGAUGACGCACCUGCAGAGCGAGAACAAGUACAAGGAGGACGGGAGGCGGAAUCUCUCUCAGAGCUUCUACUCUCAGUUGGCGCAGACGACCGAGACGCAGUUCGCCAAGAGCGUCGGCGAGCUGCAGAGCGAGGUGAAGUACAAGGAGGACGCCCAGAAGGAGAGGUCGUCCUCGCUGUUCUCCGGCCUCCCUCAGACGCUCCACACGCAGCGGGCCAAGGAGGUGACGGCGCUCCAGAGUCAGGUGAAAUACCAGGAGGGCAAGAAAGACGCCGCCUCGUCUCUCUACCACCUCCUACCGGAGACCUUGGAGACACAGCUUGCCAAACACGUGUCCGAAAUCCAGAGCGAGACAAACUACAAGAGGGACAAAGACGAGCUGCCCAACUCGUUGUAUUCGCUGCUUCCACAAACGUUGGACACCCAGUUUGUCAAAGACAUGGCGGAGACGCACAGCCAGUCCAAGUAUACGCAAGAAGCCAAGCAGCAGGCCACCACGUCUCUGUACGCCACACUGCCCGAAACCAUGGAGACCAAACACGCCAAGGAAGUGAGGACGCUGCAAAGCGAAACACACUACAAAGCGGAGGGGAAGAAGCAGAUGACGGCGCCGCUUUACUCUCUGCUUCCUGAGACCUCAGAGACGCAGUUGGCCCGAGAUGUGGCGCUGAUCCAGAGCGAGAACAAAUACAAAGAGAGCGGGAAGAAGGCGCAGACCGUCAGCGUCUACUCACAGCUGCCAGACACCAACCACAUCCUGUUUGCCAAGAGUGUGUCUGACAUCCAGAGCCAGAACAAGUACAAGGAGGCGUGCAGGAAACAUGCGUCCAGCUGUCUGUACGCCAAGAUGCCGGACACUCUGGAGACCCAGCAUGCUAAGGAAGUGUCACAGCUACAGAGUCAGGUGGCCUACAAGCACAGGGAGGACGCCAGCAGGCCGCUCUACCACCAGCUGCCUCAAACCAGCCAGACGCAGUCGGCCAAGGAGCUGACUGACCUGUACAGUCAGGUGAAGUACAAAGAAGACGGCAAGAAACAGAUGACGACAAACUUGUACUCGCUCCUUCCUGAGACCGCUGAGACUCAGUUUGCCAAACAGAUGUCAGAGUUGCACAGCCAGACCAAGUACCAGAAGGACAAAGAAGAUCUGUCCAACGCUUUGUUCUCGCUGCUGCCCGAGACCCUGGACACUCGCUUUGUGAAGGACAUGGCUGACACUCACAGCCAGGUCAAGUACAAGGAGGCGGGAAAGGAGGCGGCCAGCAGCGCUCUGUACCAUCAGCUGCCGCAGACCGCCGAGACGCUUCAUGCCAAAGAACAAUCUGAGCUGCAGAGUCAAAACAAGUACAAGCAGAGCGGGAAGGAAGCGUUGGCGUCCAGUCUGUACGCUCAGCUGCCGCAGACGGCCGAGACGCAGCUCGCCGCCAAGAUGUCGGAGCUGCAGAGCGAGGUGAGCGCGCGUGCGCACGCCAUGACGCCCGCAUCAGGUUUUCAAACCGUGGUGUCUUUGCAGACUAAGUACAAGUGGGAGGGCGUCAGGAGCGUCGGCCGUAGCGCCUACAGUCAGCUGGCGGUCACCACGGAAACGCAGCUCGCUAAAACGCUCUCAGAGCUCCAAAGCGAGAUGAAAUACAAGGAGGCCAGCAAGAGGGAGGCGGCCAUCAGCCUCUACCACCGCCUGCCUGAGACCAUGCAGACGCUGCACGCUAAGGAGGCCAUGCAGCGGCAGAGUCAGGUCAACUACAAGGUGAAAGGUCGGGGGUCAAAUAGCAGCAGCCUGUACUCCCAGCUGCCUGAGACCCAGGAGAUGAAGUUGGCUAAAGCGGCCAUGGAGCUGCAGAGUGAGAAUAAAUACAAGGCCAAAGGUCGGCCGGAGAGCGGCGGCAGUGUGUUUCACCAGAUGGCCGAGACCAACCAGACGGAGUUCGUCAAGCGCAUGUCGGAACUUCAGAGUGAGACAAAGUACAAGAAGGACAAAGGAGAUCUGUCCAACACGUUGUUCUCUCAGCUGCCCGAGACCCUGGACACUCGCUUUGUGAAGGACAUGGCUGACAUCCACAGUCAGAGUAAGUACAAGGAGGCCAGUAAGAAGGAGAUGGUCAAGAGUUUGUACUCGCUGCUGCCACACACCAAAGACAUCCAGCAUGCCAAGGAACAGAGUCUGCUCCUCAGCCAGAAGCUGUACAAGGAGGAGGGCAGGAAGGAAGCGGCCUGCAGUUUGUACGCGCACAUGCCCCAAACCAUCCAGACCGUCUUCGCCAAGGAGCUGAGCAAGGCACAGAGCGACAAGUUCUACAAGGAGAAGUUUAACCGCGAGAAAGGCAAGUCGGGCUACGCCAACAUGGAGACGCUGCCCGAGGUGGAGCACGCCAUGGAGGUCAACAGGAACCAGAGCGACGUCAGCUACAGGAAGGGGAGGGAGGAGCUUUGCCGCUACAACACGGCGCCCGACAGAGCGGACAUUGUCAGCGCAACCAACGCGGCUAAACUGGCCAGCGACGUGGCCUACAGGAGUAAUGGCAGGCAGCUGGUCUUGAGCGACGCGUCACUUCUCGCCCGGACGGACAUCCAUCACGCCAAGGAAGCGUCCAAGCUGGCCAGCCAGGUGAAGUACAAGCAAGCAUCAGAGCCGCACGCUCGACCUCGUUACAACCCUCUGGAGUGCCUGUCCUUCAAACACACACAAGCGGCGGCGGCGCUCGCCAGUCAGGUGAGGUAUAAGAGCAACCAGAAACCAGAAGGUUCCUCAGACCUGCCGAACCUCCUGCAACUGGAACAUGUGCUGCACGCCAGCAAACUGCAGAGCAACGUGGAGUAUAAGAAGAAGUACGAGGAGAACAAGGCUCAGCACCACAUGGCUCUGGACACGGCUGAACAGCGCCACCACAAGGAGAACGCAGUGCUGCACAGUCAGGUGAAAUACCGCCAGGAGUACGAGAAGAGCAAAGGCCGCACACGCGUGGAGUUUGCCGACCCGCAAACGUACAAAGUGAUGAAGGACGCCCAGAAGAUGCAGAGUGAGAGGGAGUACAGGCGGGACUACGAGGAGCACAUGAAGGGGAAAGCCUUGGUGGACGUGGACCAGACGCCGCAAUAUCUGACAGCCCGGCACGCCAGCGAGCUGCUGAACGAGAAGGAGUACAGGAAGGACUUGGAGCAGGAAGUCAAGGGGCGGGGCUUAUCCGGCGUGGGCCUGGAGGAAACACCCGAGCUGCUGAGGGUCAAAAACGCCAAUCAGAUUCUAAGCGAGAGGGAGUACCGCAAGGAUCUGGACACGGAGAUCCUGGGGAAAGGAAUGGAACUGAGCGGGGACGUCCUGGACGUCCAAAGAGCCUUGAAGGCGUCAGCGAUCCAGAGUCAGAGGUCCUACAAGCAGACGGAACAUCUCAGCGAGAACUCGUACGGGACCAUCACUGACACUCCGGAGCUCCUGCACGCCUCCUACCUGAAAGACGUGUACAGUCAGAGGAAGUACAAGGACGAGGCGGAGCGUCUGCGGGGCCGUUACAGCGUCCUGCCGCACACUCCCGAAAUGGAUCGCGUCAAGGCCAAUCAGAGACACGUCAGCUCGCUGCACUACUGCUGGGACUCCAAGCUCAUGAGAGGUCUGAUGUCCUCAGUCGCGGAGACGCCCGAGAUCGUCCUCGCCAGGGAGAACGCCAAGAAGAUCAGCGAUGUCCAGUACAGAGAAGAGGUGGGCUGUGGGACCGCCGUCACGGACACACCGGAGAUGAAAAGAGUCCGACGCAACCAAGAGAACAUCAGCUCAGUGAGGACGAGGAAACGCACUCAUCCGCACUUUGGUGUAUUCACGUCAUGACGUGUGUGUGUGUGUGUUCUGGCAAUGCUUACUUAAUGGGGACAUCGCUCUGUUUACACAGUCACCUUUAGGGGACCUCUGAUGGUAUGGGGACAAAAAAACAGGUCCCCUAAGGGGAAACCUUUUUAAAUGAUAGUCAGAUCCAUUCUGAAGAUGCCUAAGUGAUUUUUAAGCUUUGGCC
Nerophis lumbriciformis (worm pipefish) is the source of this 5284-nucleotide messenger RNA. RefSeq lists its product as uncharacterized. Gene Ontology annotation, molecular function: actin filament binding. The record is from RefSeq and is a predicted model, not a curated record. NCBI's taxonomy places the organism in Eukaryota, Metazoa, Chordata, Actinopteri, Syngnathiformes, Syngnathidae. Gene Ontology annotation, biological process: cardiac muscle thin filament assembly. Gene Ontology annotation, cellular component: Z disc.